Molecule: messenger RNA, 1002 nt
Organism: Puccinia graminis f. sp. tritici CRL 75-36-700-3
Lineage: Eukaryota; Fungi; Basidiomycota; Pucciniomycetes; Pucciniales; Pucciniaceae
Exons: 4
Coding region: 1-1002 (333 amino acids)
Source: RefSeq, a predicted model, not a curated record
AUGGCUCGGUUCCAGUGCCUUCAAACCUCCUUUAGACUUAGAAACGAAGAAUUCAUCCGUAAUUAUAAGCCUACCGACUGGGAAUUACUCAGCCAAGAAGAAAGACUACAGAUAGCUAUUACACGAAUACAUCGCGAAGAAGACAAUACUUUUGCCGCUAAACUACUUAUCAACGAAACUAUUCGGGACUAUAAAGAAUACAAGAAACAACAAAGACUCAUAAGGAUGAACCCCUCAACCAACGCUUCUGCUAGCAACAACUUGUCUACCACCGUCCAUACGACCACCAAUACGGCAGCGAUUGAUUCGAUCGGUAACCCAGAAGACACCUCGGUCGACGAAUUAGAAGACUUACUUAAUUAUCCUCGCGACCGGACCUCACCGGACCACUCCCAGCUCCUACUAGGUCAAAGAGUCGAGCUACCUCUCGAAGAACGAGUACUUCAACUCAGCCAGCUCCAGAUAAAGAAGAAGACGGCAGGGACGGCCGACUCUCUGAGCACGACCGACCACCUGAACAACCCCGACUCUCAGAGCAAGAAGAGAGACGAAGCCAUGGAUCUAGACGAUCCGUUGACAUCCUCGGAGGUCACCCAGAAACGCCAAGACAGCCCAGAAAUAAUAACCAUGACCAAGAAAGAGAAGAUCCGCUUCUUAGUCAAGGAGCACGUAGCCAUCUGGAAGAACUUUGAGAAAGAGAAAGCGUCGGGAGUAACCAACGAGCUCAAAACUAUUAUUCACCAAGCGCAAGAAUCCCAGAAAGCGCUACAGAAACUGAUAACCAAAGAAGAGCUCGAAGGAUACGUCAAGGGAUGGAACCCCUGGGACGCCAAACGAGAAUUAUUCCCUCCACCGCCAAAGAAAGAGGGCAAGAAGAAGAGCUCAACUUCGAGGAAAGCCCAGCAAUACGACGAUCCUCGGGUCUGGGCGGACGUCUUCGAGAUAGGUCAGGCCUGGAGAGCAGCGUACAGACAACGCUCCCGCAAGGCACUUCCUCCUUAG